GUGAUUAAUUGAAUAUAAGUGUAAAAAACAUCAAAAGCACAUAAGAUGAUUCCAAAAAAAAUGCCCGUGAAGGAUGCUUAUAUAGUGAAAAUCGCAGUAGAGUUUGAAAAUCAUAUAGCGCAAUUAAUCAAUUUGGAUCAGCGACAGCCAUUAACAGGUAAAAUACAGGAAAUCUGCAGCUGUUGGGGUAUAGUUGAUCCAGAAAAUUAUGCACUUCAAUUUUGCGAACAAAAUAAUAUUAAGUAUGUUACGGAAAAAAAUCGUAAUGAAAUUAAAAACGGUUCAGUUUUACGCUUACAAUACUCACCAUCCAAAACAGCAAACGAUACCCUAGAAACUUUACGGUCCGGUUCAACAUUUGAAAAAAUUAAAUGCCUUAAAGAGCUCGCCUCACUUAGUGUUGAUUUAACAUUUGCAUUAGAAUUUAUAAAGGAACAAGGUCUCAGCAUUAUCAUAAAUAUGAUAGAAGAUACAAAUCAAAAAGAUGAUGAAAUACUUAAAUAUAGUUUAGCUAGUUUCGUAGAACUAAUGGAACAUGGCACUGUUUCGUGGGAAAUCCUACAAAAUUCUUUCGUACAACGUAAUAUAGAUAUUGUGUGUUGCUUUCAGAACUUUCCUAAAGAAUGCACGGAAAGCGCUCUCUCAAAUUUAGAGAAUAUAGUACAAAAUAGUACUAAACAUAAAUUAGUUGAAAAUAAUGUAACAUUGCAAGAUUUGCUGCGCUUAUUGCAAGAUGCGAACUCACCAGUGAUACAACAAAACGCCAUAGCGGUGAUAAAUGCACUUUUUAUGAAAGCUGAUGAAGAACGUAGACGUCAUAUUGCACGAACAAUAAGCGCAAAACAGUAUCGUUUAGCUUUGAUUAGUAAUGUAUCUGGAACUGAAAUGACUCAUCAAUUGUAUGUUUUACAAACAUUAACCUUGGGUUUGCUAGAACAACGUAUGCGCAUGAAAAUGAACGUACAAGAUCAGGAAGCACAUGAAAAGAUAAAAGAACUACGACGUACCGCAUUCGAUGAUUAUUCUGGUGGUACUGGCAUAUCCGAUGAGCAAUUGAGGCGAGGUGGAGGCUCAGGUGGCGGCAAUGUCAACUAUUCGCAAUUUUACAAAAAGCUUGGAUUCAAAUGCGAUAUUAAUCCUGCGCAGGAUUUUAUAGAAACUCCACCUGGUAUUUUGGCUUUAGACUGUAUGGUUUAUUUUUCGCGUAACUAUCCACAACAAUACACGAAAGUCGUACACGAAAAUUCUCAUCGUGCGGACGAACAUGAGUGUCCUUUCGGUCGUACUUCUAUUGAAUUAGUCAAAUUAUUAUGCGACAUUUUGCGGAUCGGUGAACCACCGUCUGAGCAAUCUGUAGACUUUCAGCCAAUGUUUUUCACACACGAUCAUCCUUUCGAGGAAUUUUUCUGUAUUUGCAUUAUAACAUUGAAUCGCACUUGGAAGGAUAUGCGUGCCACAGCGGAAGAUUUUCAAAAAGUAUUUAGUGUUGUACGCGAACAAAUUACACGCACCCUCAAAGCACGUCCAGAGAAUUUGGAAGAUUUUCGCGCAAAAAUUGCAUUGCUUACAUACCAAACAAUAACAAAUUUAAGACAACAAGAACGCACCUCGAAAGAAGAAUGUGAUUCCACCGCUUCGGCAAUUGUUAAAUUAAAAGAAAAAAUAUCGCCACAUAUAACAGAUCUGAUUAAACAUCAGCGCUUAUGGUUUUUAGUUGAAGGUACACGUUUUUCAAAAUAUUCUCGUGGUGCACGUUCAAAAGAUAAAUUUUGGUAUGCACGAUUAUCGCCAAACCACAAGGUUAUACACUACGGUGAUUGUGAUGAGAAAACAAUACCAACUUUAGAAGAAUUAACCAAUAAAGUGCUUGUAAUCGAUAUAAAACAACUGCUGGAGGGCAAGGAAUGUCCACAUAUGAAAGAGAUGCGCACACGAAAGUCGGCAGUUAAUUUAGCAUUCUCAAUAACAUUCGAUAGCAUGGAUCAUGCCACUUUAGAUUUCGUCGCACCUGACGAAACUGUUUUUAACUAUUGGACAGACGGUAUAAAUGCUUUAUUGGGCCAAGAGAUGGUCAGCAAACAGAAAAAAGAUGAUUUCGAUACAUUACUGUCGAUGGAAAUAAAAUUACGCCUACUUGAUACUGAAGGUGUUGACAUUAGUAAGGAUCCACCACCCAUACCAGAGGAUCCUGAAAAUUAUGACUUUUGUUAUGAAAGUUGAAAUGAUUAAAAUUUAAGGUAAAAACUAUAAAAUCAAAAAUAUAUUUAAGUCUGGCACAACGAGCUGCAAAUGGAAAAUUCUGAAACGGUUCUUCGCAAACAAAAAAAAUUUAAAUAUUAUAAUUAUGUAAAAAUGAUCAUUUUAUACAAUUAAUCAAAGCGAAAAAAUUUUUAUAAAAAUGUUUUUGUAAGCAAACAUACCAAAGUUCAUGUAAUGCAAUAAGUUAUAUGUGGCAAAUAUUUUUACAAAU
Messenger RNA from Teleopsis dalmanni, 2470 nucleotides. It is a transcript of the gene Ced-12, whose product is annotated as engulfment and cell motility protein 1. The coding region runs from base 46 to 2220 and encodes 724 amino acids. Gene Ontology annotation, cellular component: plasma membrane. The transcript is spliced from 5 exons. Gene Ontology annotation, biological process: actin filament organization; cell motility. NCBI's taxonomy places the organism in Eukaryota, Metazoa, Arthropoda, Insecta, Diptera, Diopsidae. The record is from RefSeq and is a predicted model, not a curated record.